UCUUUAUCUGUCAUGGUGCUUGUUGUUGAAUGUCUGAAAACUAGCUUAUUUUAGGCAUGUCAUAGGUGUUGUUGAGUUUGAAACCUGUCGUUACAUUAACACAAUGACUGAAUUGAUGCAAGGACUACUGGCCGAGGCCAAAAAUGGUAGAUUUUCUUCUAUUCGAGAUACAAUUUCUGAAGAUGAUAUCUCAAGUGUAUGGGAAAAUGCAGCUGCCUUUAUCGACAAACAAAUGUCUCAACAAAAGGGUGUGAAUAUACCUAAUCUUGGAGUGUUCACAUUUUCUCAGAAGAAAUUGGACAUAGGAAAUAAUAAGUUUGUGUUGAUACAGAGACCAGUUUUUAACAUUUCUGAAAAAUUUGCACAAACACAUGGUCUACAUUUCACCAAAUAUUAUGUUCCAGGUCAAAUUCCAGUUGUUCCAUUGAAUUAUUCCUCUUUAUCUUAUGAGUCACCUUUUGAUAGAGAUACAGUAGAAUCUUGUAUCAGAGAGACAUUAAAUGCCGUCAAUAGAGCCUUGUCAAAUAAGAAGAAUGUAGAAAUAUUAUUUAAUGGUAUAGGAAGACUUUCUAUAAGAGAGUCCAGAGUAAAAAUGAAAUUCUUUAAAGAGUUCAUUAAUCAUUGUGAUGGUUCUGGGAAGUUGAUUGAUUCUUUACAAAAUCGUCCAGGAACACUAGAUUCUGUAAUGUCUGAUAGAUCCUUACAGUCCAGAGCUACUACUAGUAAUACACUUGUCUUACCAAAAAUAACAUCUUCCCAGCAAAUAAACAAUCUUGCACCUUUACCUGAACAAGUAGAAGAGUUCAAUGAUCCGGCAUUAGAAUACAAUCCAUUAUCAUCUGAUAUACCAGUAAGAGAUGAAGAUGAUAUGGCUAUAACUCCCACUGAUGAUCCAAUACCAGACCCUGUCACUGAUACUGAUGUCAUACUAGGCAUGCCAGAUCCAGUCCAGGGUGAUUUUAAUACUGAUCAUGCUAUAACUAAUAUACUGAACACUGGAGAAAUAGAACCAACUAAUGAUACCUAUACUGGUGAAGAUGUUCAACCUCUUCCUAAUGUUUUAGAAGAAGAAAACAGAUUAUUAGGACCAAUGUCAGUUAGAUCAGGAUCGAGACAAACCAUGGCGUUACCUAAAGCUACUGGUGUUAGUUCAUUUGAAGAUUUACUACCAUCAACAUUAUCACCAACCUAUAAUCAAAUACCACCAACACCAUUAGUUGCUAAAUCAUGUCCUGGGCCAGCUUUUCUUGGUGAAACAGACGGGUUUUUCCCACCAAGAACUCCACUCAACAAAAUUCUAUCACCACCUCAUUUGGAACCAUUACAUAGAGUGAGGAGUGCUGAACUAGUGGGUGAAAUGAGAGAAGUAGCCUUUGCUGAAAACACAAAACCUAUGUCAGCUUGUGGUCAUUCUAAUGCUGGACAAGAGAUAUGUUAUUUAUGUCAUCAGAGGUCUAGCAGGAAUAUUCCAGUGUCAUUUGAUACUGAGAGAAAGCGCCGAGAAGAAGAAGAAAAUAGUUUAUUAAGAGAAUAUCAGGCAUUAAAAGAUGGUGAAGAUAUGUUGAGGGAACAGGAAAAAUUAAUGUCUAAAAGAAACGAUCUACAAAAAAUUGCUGCAUUUAACUUAGGCGUUGCUGAUGCUGUGAUCACAGCUAAAAAACAUCGAGAUACAGAUUUUCAUAGAUCAUAUGUUUUCCAGAAGAGACCCUUAACACCAUCACGUUUUCCAAAACAAGAUGCUUACAAUAGAGAAUUGCAAAAACAGGUUGAACUUAAAGAAAAAAACAGAUCAUCACAGAAAGCUGAUACAGAUUUCUUAGAAAGAUUAGAACAAGUGCAAUUAGCUGAAGAUCUAGCAGCUCAAAGAGAACAGUAUUUAAAGAAUAAAUAUCAACAGCAAGAUUCUUAUAAAAAAUCACUAGAAACACAGUUACAAUUCAAGCCUCAGCCGUUACAAGGUAGUCAUGAAGAUGGAGAAGUAUUCGGUUUAAAUGAUAUAAACAAUGAAAAGAUGGCAGAACGUAGGAGAAGAGCUUAUGAUUUAUUCCGUGAACAGCAAGAUCUGGUAGCUCAAAAGAAGCGCGAUGCUAUAUUGAGAAGAUUAGCUGAACAAGAGGAAGAGGAGGAAGUUUUAAAGAAAACUAAACAAGAGUUAACUGAAGAUCGUGGUCAUAGACACAGUAGAAGAUUUACUAUACGUAGAGAAUUAGAAGGAGAUUGGUUUAAAGCAGCUCAGUCAAAACGAGCCCAUGAAUUACAAGAUCGUCUGAGCAAUCUCAAUCCUGGAAUGUUGGUUCAUGAACAAUGUGAUAAAUAUAAGAGAUGCAAAAAAUGUCAGCGAAAAAUCACAAAUCAUGGUGAAUCAAACAUCUGGGGUGAAUCACGAUAUAUACCAGGAUCAAGAUUAAUGGUUUAGUCUGUUUUUGGUUUGCUUCUAGCUCUUGAUGUGAUAUUUGAGUUUAUUUUUAAAAGUUGCUUAGUUUAUGUGACAUACCUGUGACAUCCCUUCUGCUUUAAAUUUUUAAUCAAAGAUUACAAACUUUUGGAAAUUGUAAUUGCCAAUAUAGAAAUUUGUUUUCAGAUUUUCACAUGGAACAGUUUUUUUGUGUUUUUGAAGGGUUUUGCUAUCAUAGGUAUGAACAUUGAAUAGAUGGCACUACAAAAUGUUCAGUGAGACGAACUGGUAAAUAUUCAGUCACUGCUGUAUAUUUUAGUCUUAUUUCUUAUAUCAGUAUUUUAUGUGGUGAGUUUCACCAAGUUUGGAAUGUAACCAUCAAAGUUUCACCAAGUUUGGAAUGUAACCAUCAAUAUUUAUUAGGAAUGUAUUUUGCUACUACAGUAUUUUUCUACAGAUUUUAUACCAAAAAUAUUUAUGAUUGUUUGAAUUGUAUUCAUGCCAAGUAAUUGUUAUUGUCAAAAAUAGUUGUUUGUUAACUGGUAUUGUUUUUUUUUUUUAAUGUUUCUUAUUUGCAUUUCUAAUUUCUGUGAUAUAGCCUCUCUAAUAAGAGAGAUGGUUUUGUAAAAAAUUAUCAUAAAUUUUGUUUGUUAAUGUGUGAAUACAACUCUUAAUUUGAUGAGGUUAUAUAAAGGUGAUUGAUCUGAUAAGCUAGCUUGAUUAGAAAUAGGUUAGAUUCAGCUUUUACUGUUUAAUGUAGUAAAGUUCACCAUGGUUUUUAGCACGGAUGUAUUUGGAUUACUCUGGUUGUAUCCAGAAGGUUGUACUACAUGCUUGAAAACUUGUAAAGAGUUGAAGAAGGAUUUUUGAACGGCAAGAACAGAAAGGAGCAUUCUUAACACAAGAACCAUGUAAACAAAAUGGCUGCUAAUAUAAACAUACAAGAAAGCGAUGCACUAAGAGGAUUUUUGCUGUAGUGCAUUGAACUACCAUUUAACUUCUUUCAUCUAGUUGAAAUUAUAGUGAAUUUUUAUAUUUAUAAGUGUAUAUAUAAGUAGACCUACAUGGAUUCAGGUGGAAACUUGAUAUUGUAAUGUCUGGUAGAUUAUGUUAUAUCUUUUUAUUAUGAUUUAUCUUAUGGCAAUAUUUGUACAUGAACAUUAUGCAUUUCUCCCUAGUGAUUGGCUGUGAUAUUUAAUGUAAAUAAGCUGUUUUUUUUUCAUUUAACCAAAGAUUGUAGGUCCCAAAGUAUAUUUUGAGUGACAUUCUAUUGUUAGAACUUUGUGCCUAUCUGCUGUCAAAAUAAAUUAUUUCUAAGAGUA
Messenger RNA from Lottia gigantea (owl limpet), 3717 nucleotides. RefSeq lists its product as hypothetical. The coding region runs from base 104 to 2416 and encodes 770 amino acids. NCBI's taxonomy places the organism in Eukaryota, Metazoa, Mollusca, Gastropoda, Lottiidae. Gene Ontology annotation, cellular component: centrosome. The transcript is spliced from 14 exons. The record is from RefSeq and is a predicted model, not a curated record.